AUGAAUUAUAACAUAUAUCUAGGAAAAUUCUGCGUAAAACCAAAAAUUAUAAAACAAGAAAUAUUAAAAGAUUGGAGAGACUGCUUAAAUAGUUUAAAUAAUUAUGAAGAUUAUCAUAUUGCAACAUAUGAUAGAAAUAAUAUAUGUUCUGUUAUUGAUUCAACUUUUUCUAAUUGGAAUGAAAUUAUAAAUGAUGAGGAUAAAUUCUGUUUGCUCAAAGAUUCUAAUAUGAUGAUACUUAUAAAAAAUGUUUCCAACAGUAAAUGUACAAGUACAUGCUUACAUGAGAAAAAAUUUAGUAAGUGGAGUAGUUGCAAUGAUUUAGGAAAAGAAAGUUAUAAAAUAAGAGUUAAAGGUAUUUUGUCUAAACCAUAUGGAUUAGAUGAUUGUUUUGGUACAUUACAAAAGAAAAAUUGUUUUAACAAAGAAAUAGUAACUGGUGAUUUUUUGAAUGAUACGGCAAGUUGUUCUUUUAAUUUUUCUAUGCAUAUUGAUAAAUGCUCCCAAAUAUGUAAUGGUAAUAUUGAUAUAAAUCUUAGUCUAUUUAGAAUUUUGCAUAAAAAUGUUGAUAAUUAUGGCCUUUCUUGUCCUACAAAUGAAAAUAUAAUUUUAGUAGAGUUUUGCAAAUACUGUGAAAAAAAAAAAGAAAAAAAAAGAGAUAAUAAUAAUAACAAUAAAGUUAGUCUAGCAGAUCUUAAAAGACAUGAAGAUUUUUCUAUUAAUAGUAGUGAAAAUUAUAAAAAACGUAGUAUACAAAAGUUUUCCCCUCAAUAUACAUUAAGUUCAAGUUUGGACUCCGGUUUGAAUAUUAAUAAAAAUAAAUUUAGUUUUGUAUCAUUAUAUUCAAAAAAUAAUACUUCCGAUACUAUUCCUAUGAAUUUUCUUAUACAUAAUUCAGUUAUGAAUAUAACAGAUAAUGAAUAUGAUAAAUUAAUGAAAGAAGGAAGUGUAAAAAUAUAUAAAGAUAAUCACAUAGUUGAUUAUAAGUAUGAAGAUUUUGAAAUAAAAGAUGAGAACGAAAUUAAUGAAAAUAAAGAAAAAGACAAUAACAAGGAUAAUAUUUAUGAACAAAUAGAUGACAAUAACACUUCUGAAAAACAAUCGGAAGAUAAUUAUAAAAACCAUAAGAAAUAUAUUAAAGAUGAUGAUAUUAUAAAAUAUGCAAUUAUUAUUUCAAUAUUUCUCAUAUUAUUAUUGAUAAUUUUCAUUAUAUAUUAUUUUAAUCUUAUACGAAAAAUUAAAGGGAUAUUAUUCAAAAAAAAAAGAAAACCUAAUAAAUCAAUGACUAUAGCUGCUGAAAAAUCAACAGGAAUUUAUAUUGAUGAUUCAUUUGCAGAAACUACAAAUGUUUAA
Molecule: messenger RNA, 1353 nt
Organism: Plasmodium gallinaceum
Lineage: Eukaryota; Apicomplexa; Aconoidasida; Haemosporida; Plasmodiidae
Product: conserved Plasmodium protein, unknown function
Exons: 1
Coding region: 1-1353 (450 amino acids)
Source: RefSeq, a predicted model, not a curated record